CUUCAUCACACUUACAGAUCCUAGCUUUAGCUUCACAAUUUUUGUUAGUUGUAUACUUGUAUAGUAGCUAGGAUAAUGAGUUCCUCAUCCGGUUGUUGUUCUUGGUUGCCCAAUCCUGGUAUCCUCGGCCUGCUGGCUUUCACAGUAGUGUUUUUUGGUCGGGCAGAGUGUCGGGCGUUCUUCGUUUUCGGAGACUCCCUGGUCGAUAAUGGCAACAACAACUACCUGGCCACCACUGCCCGCGCCGACGGCCCGCCUUACGGCAUCGACUACCCCACCCAUCGAGCCACCGGCCGCUUUUCUAAUGGCCUCAACAUUCCAGAUAUCAUUAGUGAGCGAUUGGGGAUGGAGCCAACGUUGCCAUGUCUGAGUCCAGAUCUAAAGGGAGAGAAGCUUCUUGUCGGAGCCAACUUCGCUUCCGCCGGCGUCGGAAUCCUCAAUGACACCGGCGUUCAGUUUAUGAAUAUAAUCAGAAUUGGGAAUCAGCUGGAUUAUUUUCAAGAAUAUCAGAGGCGGGUGAGCGAUCUGAUCGGCGCGGCUGAUGCCAAGCAGCUGGUUAACAAGGCCCUGGUGCUCAUCACUCUCGGCGGCAACGAUUUCGUCAACAACUACUACUUGGUGCCCUUCUCCGCCAGAUCUCGCCAGUUCACUAUUCCCGAAUACGUUCCCUUUCUCAUUUCCGAGUAUCGCAAAAUUCUUCAGAGACUAUAUGAUAUGGGAGCUAGAAGGGUAAUUGUUACAGGAACCGGACCAAUUGGGUGUGUACCUGCGGAGCUGGCUCAGAGGAGCCGAGCCGGGGAGUGUGCUGUUGAUUUGAUGCGCGCCGCUGCCUUGUUCAACCCCCAGCUGACCCAAAUGUUAGCCGAGCUCAACAGUGAGCUCAAAGCCGAUGUUUUUAUAGCCGCUAACACUUACAAUAUGCACAUGGACUUCAUCUUCAACCCUCAGGCAUUUGGAUUUGUGACUUCAAAAGUGGCAUGUUGUGGGCAAGGACCAUACAACGGAAUAGGACUGUGCACUCAGGCAUCAAACUUAUGCCCGAACAGGGAUAUAUAUGCGUUUUGGGAUCCAUUCCAUCCAUCAGAAAAGGCAAACAGGAUAAUUGUGGAGGGGAUCUUCGCUGGCUCCCCCCAGUACAUGCACCCAAUGAACCUCAGCACCAUCAUGGAAUUGGAUUCUAGGACCUAAUUAAUUAGUUAAUAAAUAUAUUGUAAUGGUACUGUUAUUUUUUUUUCGGGCAAUUGUUGUUUUCUUGAAUUGUCAUUAUAUUAUAGCUAGAGGACAUGCAUAUGGUGCUUUUUAGUUAAUUUGUAUUCCUUAAAAUCAUGAUUUUAGUCCAUAUAUUUGAUGUUUAAUCGGGAUUGCAAUAAACAAAUAUUUAUUUUA
Messenger RNA from Ipomoea triloba (trilobed morning glory), 1386 nucleotides. RefSeq names its product GDSL esterase/lipase At5g33370-like. Bases 76 to 1188 code for a protein of 370 amino acids. NCBI's taxonomy places the organism in Eukaryota, Viridiplantae, Streptophyta, Magnoliopsida, Solanales, Convolvulaceae. The transcript is spliced from 5 exons. The record is from RefSeq and is a predicted model, not a curated record. Gene Ontology annotation, molecular function: hydrolase activity, acting on ester bonds.